Molecule: messenger RNA, 1781 nt
Organism: Schizosaccharomyces japonicus yFS275
Lineage: Eukaryota; Fungi; Ascomycota; Schizosaccharomycetes; Schizosaccharomycetales; Schizosaccharomycetaceae
Product: dolichol-P-Man dependent alpha(1-3) mannosyltransferase Alg3
Exons: 1
Coding region: 431-1642 (403 amino acids)
Biological process (GO): glycoprotein biosynthetic process; dolichol-linked oligosaccharide biosynthetic process; protein N-linked glycosylation
Cellular component (GO): endoplasmic reticulum membrane
Molecular function (GO): mannosyltransferase activity; glycosyltransferase activity; dol-P-Man:Man(5)GlcNAc(2)-PP-Dol alpha-1,3-mannosyltransferase activity
Source: RefSeq, a predicted model, not a curated record
UGUUAGGGGUGGUGGCUGCCCUCAGUUGUAGUGUAGAACAUUCGCUUAUUGCCUGCGUAGCACGUUUUGCGUAUUCUAGGUUUCACAGACGACGUUGGUUGAGAAACUAACAACGUCGACAUGAAAUCAUGCUCGCACUUGUUCCGUCUCCCAAACACGUUUUAUUUUGUUGCUAGUUGUACGGGAAGAACGCUUUUCCACAGCGAAUUUCUCAUCAAUUAUUGCUCGAAUUGACUUUUUGAAGGUUCAUUGGACUGAGCUUUUUGGAAUUGCAAAGUGCACUUCUAUAAACGUCUUCUGGACUUAAUAACAUCCUUGUUGCUGGCGGGCUUUCUUGUAUUUGGAACACCACAAGUACGUACGAUCGACUGAUUGAUUUUGUGUACUCUCUGCACCUAGUGAGUGCUCUUUUCUCGAUAGUCACUUCAAAAUGGUUCGGGUUCCAGAUUUUAUGAACCAAUUGUUCCGCAUGCGGUCCAGAGGUUUGUUGAGUGGUCUCAGCGUGUUGCUCGCCGAGUUUCCUCUUGUUAUGGCCAUCAUAGCUCGUGUUCCGUAUACAGAGAUCGAUUGGACUGCAUACAUGGAGCAAGUCCAGCUGUUUUUAUCUGGUGUUCGGAAUUACAAAGAACUUGUAGGCUGUACGGGUCCUCUCGUGUAUCCUGGAGGCCAUGUUUUGCUGUACACAAUACUCUAUUACUUAACCAACGGGGGCAACAACAUAUUGUUGGCUCAAGGCAUCUUUGCUGUGGUUUACUGUACUUGUGUAUUUACAGUAGGGCUUAUUUUAAGAACAGUAAGAGCCCCGCUCUACUUGUAUGGACUCCUGAUUCUCUCAAAAAGAUUGCACAGUAUUUUCAUUCUUCGGUUGUUUAAUGAUUCCUUUAACAGUCUUUUCGCAGCUCUUGCAAUUCUGUUUGCCUGCAAUAAACGCUUCUUUUGGGCGUCCAUCAUGCUCAGUUUGGCGUGUUCUGUCAAAAUGUCGUCUCUCCUUUACUUUCCUUCGUACUUUGUGAUAUUGCUGCAAGCUGUCGGACCCAAAAAGACCUGGCUUCAUGCGUUUCUCAUUGUGCUUAUACAGGUUGCUGUCUCGCUGCCUUUCAUCAGCUAUUUCUCAAAUUAUUGGCUUCAGGCUUUUGAUUUCGGGCGCAUGUUCGACUACACUUGGACAGUCAACUGGCGGUUUGUUUCAAAGGAAUUGUUUGAAUCAAACAUCUUUUCUACAGGCUUGUUAUUGAUUCAUAUUUCGUUUGUUCUUAUUUUCGCUUUCACUCGAUGGAACCGGAUUACGAAAGCUGGCCCCAUUGCUAUGACCAAAUCGAUGCUUACUCUGAAACCAUUACAACCAGUAACAGCAAUGACACCUCAGUUCAUACUUACUGCUCUUGCCGCGUCCAACCUCCUUGGUAUUGUUUGUUCACGCUCUCUGCACUACCAAUUCUACGCUUGGUUUGCAUGGUACACGCCUUACCUGAUGUACCAAGCUGGAUUCAAUGCAAUAAUGGUGAUCGGAUUGUCAAUGCUUCAGGAGCACGCUUGGAACGUUUUCCCGAGCACCGUUUCUUCCUCCAUUCUCGCCGUUUCCAUCCCUGCACUCACUCUCGCAAAGUUGUACCAGUCUACCGAUAACAGAAUUCGUUCCUAAAUUCCCUCCGCAAAAAAAGACAAACCACUACGCAUCUAUAGCCCACAAACUGUAACACAACAAACUAAUAAACAUACAUGACGAAUAGGACAAGCAGAUGAGGCAGCACGCGAAAAAUGAGCAAGUAAAAAUGGCAGCA